Molecule: messenger RNA, 612 nt
Organism: Abrus precatorius (Indian licorice)
Lineage: Eukaryota; Viridiplantae; Streptophyta; Magnoliopsida; Fabales; Fabaceae
Exons: 4
Coding region: 1-612 (203 amino acids)
Source: RefSeq, a predicted model, not a curated record
AUGUCGGACUCCGACGACGACUGGGUUACGAGAGCCUUGGCCGACGACACCCUCGUGGCGGACCUACUCCUCCGCAUCCGCCACCCCCAACCCUGUCUUAACUUGCACUGGACCGUUCGUCAGCCACGUUCUCGGCCCCACCACAACAAACCCCAAUCAACCAGGGGCAGCCCCACCACCCCCCUCUCCUGGACCGACGCCGAACCAUCUCUCCAUGCCUCAGCCUCGGGAUCUAAGGCUGUAGAUCCCGGUGAAACAACCACAGCUAAAAGGUCGAGAAAGAGAAAGGAACUUGCAUCCUUGCAUCUCACCAUGGAGAAAAAAAAAGCAACAAACGAAAGCUUAAAGAAAAUAAAGCUUGAUUUGACGUCACAACAGACCUACAAAACUGGGAAAGCGAUCCUUUACCCACCACAGUUUGUGGAGGCUCACUGCCAUCCAGCACAAACAGUCCAAGACAAGGUCCUUAAUGAUGAAUCAUUUGUUCGUAUAGCAAUUGCUUCCUCAAAGCAGAAAGAGAUUAGUAACCAAGAAUCUUCAUUCUUGCUUCCGGAUCUAAAUAUACCCAUAGGGGAAGAUUUAAACUCCAACGACAUUCCUGAAUUAAGUUAA